Geodia barretti is the source of this 2606-nucleotide messenger RNA. The record is from the annotation of a GenBank genome assembly. Lineage: Eukaryota; Metazoa; Porifera; Demospongiae; Tetractinellida; Geodiidae.
UCACAGCCUAACAGACGAAAGCAUAACUCUUUGCUGGAGAAACGUGGUGAAAUUCAGAACCGUUAUGCAAAAAGUUGGGAUGGGGCACAUUUUUACAGUUGGACAAGCUCUCCUAUUCUCAAUUUUGUUAAUCUCAAUAUGAGCAAAAGAUUCGACUUGUGCUCGCUUGCCAAAAAUGUGUGCCAUUCGUUCUAGUAUGCGAAAGGUUGUCCCCCUCAAAAAGUUUCACUCCACAUAAUGAUACUUGUUAAGGUAUAGUUUUAAGGUCAAGCUAAGUUAGUUUCUGCUGUAUAUUAUACUGUAGUUGGAAGUGGGAGGGUACCAACAACAGCAGAGCUACAGUGGAGUGGCUGGAGCAGGUCUAGAGACAGACACUGAGUAUCUCGACGUCAUCACGAUAGAGGAGGCGGCCAGUCUGAUGUGUCCAUUUGCAGAGAUGGGAACCUGUCCGUUUGGAGAGAGUUGUGAGUAUACCCACGGGGACCUGUGUGAGAUGUGUGGCAAGGAAUGCCUGAGUCCGUUCGACCCUGAGCAGAGAAAAGCUCAUCACAGAGAGUGCGUCAAGUCACACGAACAGGAAAUGGAGCGAGCGUUGCCAUACAGAAGAGUGAGGGAAAGACUUGCGGCAUAUGUAUGGAAGUUGUUCUCUGUAAAGUAUCUCUCUCAGACAGAAGAUUUGGCAUACUAAGUCACUGCGACCACUGUUUCUGUCUGGGCUGCAUUCGAAAGUGGAGAGGAUCCACGCAUGCUCGCAAAAUUACUAUUAGGGCUUGUCCGUUGUGUAGAACUGUGUCACACUUUGUGAUCCCUAGUCAGGUCUGGGUGGACGAAGAGGAGGAAAAGAAGAAGUUGAUUGAUGAAUACAAGAGUAACUUGAGCAAACAGCACUGCAAGCACUUCAACAGGGGAAAAGGCACUUGUCCAUUUGGAAAUAGCUGCUUCUAUAAACAUGAGUAUGAGGAUGGGACAAAGGCUACGAUUGUCCCACGAGUGGCAGUAAACGACCAAGGAGAGGGGAAAUUUGUGGGAGACCAUACAUUGUGGGAGUUUAUUGAAGAGAGGGACGCUCGUGAGGAGGAAGACGACAGGGUCGGCCUCAGUCGAGGGGUUGAUUGGACGUCCAGUAGCAGUGAAUCAGACCAUGACCCUUUCCUCUGACCACUCCUUCACUCUGAUUAAUAGCUACUACUACAACUGUACGUGUGUGUAUACAUAUGCACGCUAUUUAAUAAUUAUAGGGGAAAUCCAUUUUAACACCACAAACAAUCUUUUUGUCAUUUGUGCUGAUCAUGUGUAUUAUAUGCUCCUUGUGAAUAAUGGUCUAUUUAUUUAUUGCAACACAUUGCAUAAUGUGGCAGCUACAUAUUAUUAUGGUAUUGUAUAUAUAUACAAAAUGAAUGAUGAAUGGAGUUGUGUCAGUGUUACUCAAACACGGCAAUGACAACAUCAUCCCAAUCCCGACAAGCAUGGCAAGGAUCUCCAGAAAAGACUUGAACAGUGACGUGUCCUUCAGGAGAUCAGGGAUGACAGACACAGUGGCGAUGUAGAUGAACCCUCCCGCCGUGAAGGGAAGGAUCCAAGCAAUGGCGGAAGAGCCGACCCCCUCCGCCAGGAGUCCGCACAGCGUCCCACAGAGGGCUCCGACCGCCGUGACCAGUUGCAGCGCCAUUGCCUUUUUCUUGGGGUAGCCCGAUUGGACGAGGAUGGCAAAGUCUCCGAUCUCGUGCGGGACCUCGUGCAGGAGGAUUGUGAUGGUCGUGAUGACACCGACAUUGCGCCCGGCCAGAUACGAGGCUCCGAUGGCAAGACCAUCGGUGAAAUUGUGGGAGAAAUCGGCGGCCAGAUUGAGGUACCCGGCCACCUUGAUGUCGCCACCACCGCUGCUCGAGCCUGUCUCUGCCACGUCAGCCAUCUUACGUUCAUCUUUCCCUCCUUUUCUCUUGCGAACGGUGGAGCUGUCAUCUCUUUCGUUCUUGCUCUCUGUGACCUUUGGCUCAAUCCUGUUGCCGUGGGAGUGGGCGUGUCCUCCGUGACUAUGCCCCUCCCCUCCCCGGGCAAGUCGGACAAAUUUCUCCACUAUCAGGAACGCAACGAUCCCGAGUAGCACCCAACCACCUACCAUCAUAUCAGCCAUGUGGUCGUGUUCGUCGUGAUGGUGGUCAUGUUUGUCAUGGUGAUGGUGGUCAUGUUCGUCAUGAUGAUGGUCGUGUUCGUCGUGGUGGUGGUCGUGUUUGUGACCGUGUGGCGAUAUGGCAUGCGGAAUUAGGUGAAGAAAGGCGUCGCCUAACAAACCACCGGAUGCGAAACUGAGCAGCACUUUCAACAAGGUGCUGUGCUCAGAGGCAUUCUCGAUGGGUAUGAAAAACAGGAUGACGAAAGGGGCUGCACUAAUUAGAAGGGUGGAGGCGAUAGAGUAGACCCAGAGCUCUGCAGUCGUCUCUAUGGGGCCUGAGAACUGUUCCAGGAAACUCCACUCGGUGUGAGAGCCGUGUCCAGCGACCAGGCCGACGGCCUGCAGCAGUAACACUGCAACCGUGACUCUUCCAAGGUGGCUCCGCAGCCUCUUCAGACCACCCAUUGUGAUACGAGACGAACAAAACAAUGAC